AAUACAGUACAUAACGCAGGAACAGUGAAGGAUAUAAAUAUAUCCACGCUAGAGAGGACAUCAUGGUUGGUUUGUUGGACUAAACCAUUAUCAACAAAGUGGAUCAGAGAAAAAUGAAAGGAUAAGAAGCAAACCAACACUCUGGCUCUUCUCUACACAUCUCAGCAGCAUGUCGAAUUCAACUAACACAAGUCCGUACAGCUCAGAGGACAGGCUAUACAUAAUAAAGGCACACCAAGUGGAACUCAUAGUUAUUCCAGUGCUGCUGCUGGCAACAUCCCUGAUUACAGUAAUAACAAUAUGUUUUCUGAGGCUGUUCCAUAACAACAAGAGCAUACCACAUAAUUCCAAAAAACAACAAUGGAAUAACAGAAAGCAGCACCUGCAAGGCAUUGAUGCACCUCCAGAGCUGAACCCCUUGGCCUAUGAAGUUGUACCCAUGACGGUCCAAACGCAGAACCACAUGGCCAACACACAUCAUGCAGAACCGCAGUCAUCCACUGAGAGGCAGCAUUGUUCUUUUGAGCAAAUCACCCCACUGUCCCUGUCAUUCACAGUGAAACCAGACAAAGCGGUCACACUCUACCAUGCCACUGUGGACCAGAAGCCAGUCGUCUUACGAAUGCUCAAUGAAUCAGCCGAUUCCAGGGAGCGGCAGGUCUUCUUGAGUUUUGCCAACUUCCUAUCCGAACUUGGGCCGCAUCCAUGCCUGCCCAAACUUCUAGGGGUGAUACGAGACGGGACACCCCUAAUUAUCAUAAUGGAGGGACUGGAGAAUCGAGAUCUACUAGGAUUCUUAUGGAGAUGCAGAAAGGACCACACAGAUAUGGCGGAAGCAUGUGCUAUUACAGAACGAGUGGUUUUCUCAAUGGCUAGACAGAUCGCCUCUGCUCUGGAGCAUCUCCAUAGUAAGAACUGCAUUCAUGGAAAUGUUGGUGCACGAAAUGUCCUGGUUGGCCAAGACCUCUCCGUAAAGCUCUGGGGCUUGGGCUCAGCAUGUCGUAGGAGAAUGAAAUCGGGGAUGACGCCGGAGGUCAAGGAAAUAGAGAUGAGAAAGUGGCAAGCUCCAGAGGUGUUAUCCAAUCAACCUGUCAGUCAAAGCAGUGAUAUAUGGUCAUUUGGUAUCUUGCUCUAUGAAAUGAUAACAUUAGGUGAACCACCCUUCCCUAAAGUAAGGGCCAGUGAACUUCUGCAGUACUUACAGAGAGGGAACAUUAUACAGAAACCAACCAACUGUUCCAGCUUACUAUUCUUCAUCAUUAAGAUGUGUUGCCAAUGGAAACCACAAGACCGAGCUCCACUGAAGCAGGUAAUUUCAAUGCUUCAGUUAGCUGAGAGCCACGGCAAUAACACGCGGGUACUUCAAGCACCCAGUACACUGGACAUUGAGAAGUACAUGCAGGAAGCAGGCUACGGAGAGGAAUACAAUUUUGCUUCCCUUUGAUGCACUCAUCUUGAUUUGUUAUGAAAAUAAACUUAUGAGGUUCAAUUAUAUAAAUUAUACAUGAUUGGUCCUGCCAAGUGAGAUAUUUAAGAAACCAUUUCAACUUUCUUGCAUUACAAAUUGGGCACAAGAAAAAUCUUGGAAUAUACAGUACUGUGCAAAAGUCUUGAGCCUCCUCAUUUCUUUAUAUUUCGCUUCCACAAAGCCAGACUUUCUUGUAUUUUUAACAAGAAAGAUCUCCAGGCUUCCUGAACCACAUUUUCAGUCCAGUCCAUGUACCAGAUCAGGUUGUUAAGCUACACACUGACCUUUGAAUCGUUUAAGCAUGAAAACAAUCUAACAUACAGUAAGGCAUGAAUCAGUGAGAAUAAGGUGCAGAUGACGACAGAUGAUUAUCAGUGAUUAGUGUAGUGAUGAUGCUGAAUGCUGAGCGCAUCAACAGACGAGGAACAGACGAGAGGGGAAAUGAGGUUGUUGCUGAAGUUGUUACAUAAACAAAAAUUUUUAAACUGUAUAUUUAGAUACUUUAAACCAUUUGAUCUUAACCCUUUAAUUAACCUUUACAUUAAUUUUUUCAUUUACAGUCAAACCUUGGAUUACGAGCAUAAUUCAUUCAGGAAGUGGGCAAAUCAAAGCAAAUGUUUGUAUAAGAAAUAAUGAAAACUGAAUUUAUUCAUUCCAUAGCCGCAAAAAAACAAAAAUAAAAAUAAAUCCUGACAGAUAUGCGGAUAGCCGUUUAUACAGGCAGGCACUGUGUGUGUGUGUGUGUGUGUGUGUGUGUGAGACGCAUGCAUGAUACACGAUAAUCUGUACUCGUAAAUCAAGACUUGUUCAUUUUCCAAGUCAAAAUUAUUAAAAUAUAAUAUAUAUUAAAAAUCUUUGAUCGUCUUGCCUAACACUCGCAAACUGUUACUCGCAAUCCGAGGUUUUACUGUUCUUUAAAGAACUUUAAAAGACUUUUGCACGGUACUGUAUAUUUGCAACAAAUCCACUAGUUUUUUUUAUUUUUUAUUGGAUGCUGUCAUUUAUUUGUUAUAUUCAUAUUAAAUACGAACAAAGCACAUAUGCUGGAUUGUUUCUGAGUUCUCAGUGUUCCCAGAAUACUUUAAUAUAUUUUGCCCAAGAUAUAUCAGUUACUGAAAAUGAAUGAAUGAAUAAAUCAGUGUUAUGUGAUGUUAAUAAAGUAUCUGUAGUAACUGUGUUAAAGAUAUAUAUUUUUAAGCCAAAAAAGUAUGUUUAUUGUAUUUAUUUCAAUGAGUAUUUUUAUAUGUAUCUGUAAAACCCUGCUAGGUAGCGAUGAUAAUUUAUAUGCUAAUAUAAUUUUUUACAGUAUAUAAAUAAGUGUGUCAUUUUACUGUUUGUAUCACUCUUUUUGUCUGUGCUCACAACCUAUGAAUUCAAAACAUCAUGCCAGCAACAUCACGAGCCGACGUGGCAAAGGAUAAUUUUUAUUUAAGAUAUAAAAGCGUGUCAGGUAAAAGUGAAAAGGAAAACAAGAAGAUGAUAGUUUUACAAAAGCACUUAUAACAGGGAGAAAAUAAUCUGUAAGAGCUAGCUAGCUAAUGUUUUAUACAUUGAAUGUGGUUUCUUCUUGAUCUAUUUCUGCCAGCAAGGCUAAA
Molecule: messenger RNA, 3063 nt
Organism: Clarias gariepinus (North African catfish)
Lineage: Eukaryota; Metazoa; Chordata; Actinopteri; Siluriformes; Clariidae
Gene: styk1a
Product: serine/threonine/tyrosine kinase 1a
Exons: 10
Coding region: 170-1444 (424 amino acids)
Biological process (GO): positive regulation of kinase activity; cell surface receptor protein tyrosine kinase signaling pathway; multicellular organism development
Cellular component (GO): signaling receptor complex
Molecular function (GO): ATP binding; transmembrane receptor protein tyrosine kinase activity
Source: RefSeq, a predicted model, not a curated record